Malurus melanocephalus (red-backed fairy wren) is the source of this 6095-nucleotide messenger RNA. It is a transcript of the gene ZNF512B, whose product is annotated as zinc finger protein 512B. Lineage: Eukaryota; Metazoa; Chordata; Aves; Passeriformes; Maluridae. Gene Ontology annotation, molecular function: zinc ion binding. The record is from RefSeq and is a predicted model, not a curated record. The transcript has 16 exons. Bases 249 to 2552 code for a protein of 767 amino acids.
GCCAUUGUAUGUGAAGGGAAAGCCAGGCUGUAAUGAAAGCAGCUUUCCAGCCAUGUCUGUGGCGCUCCUCAACUGUAGAACAAAUACUCGGAAGCACGUCCCAUUUCUUCUCUUUGUGGGAAUCUUGAAUCUCCCUGAUGKUUUUCUCAUUUCCCUCCCUCCCUGCCCAGCAGCUCUCCUUGCUUUCACCGUGUGUCGUUCCCUGCUCCGAGGAUUGAAUUUUAACGCCUCCCCUGCUUCUUUCAGAGAUGGCGGAUUCCUAUACCUGUAAAGGUGGAAGGAAAACUGCAGGCUCUAACAAACCAACAGCCAGCAAAGAAAGCAGGACAGAGACAAGGAUAAACCCCCCUGCAGAGCUGCCCAAGCUGGGAAAUGCAACCAGUGACAAAACUGAAGGCAAGAAGAAAGGAAGACCCAAGGCUGAAAACCAGGCGCUGAAAGACAUCCCUCUCCCCCUGAUGAACCAGUGGAAGGACGAAUUCAAAGCCCACUCUAGGGUGAAAUGUCCCAAUUCAGGCUGCUGGCUGGAGUUCCCCAGCAUUUAUGGCUUGAAGUACCACUAUCAGCGCUGCCAAGGGGGUGCGAUCUCAGAGAAGCUGACAUACUCAUGCUCAUACUGCGAAGCUGCCUUCACCUCCAAAACCCAGCUGGAAAAACAUCGGCUCUGGAAUCACUUGGACCGGCCAGUGCCAGCCAGCAAAGUGGAAAACAAAAUGCCCAAGGCCAUUGGGAAGAGCAGUGGAAAGAAAAGAGCUGCUGAGAGUUCAGCUUGCCCCACCAUCCAUCCCAAACAGGCAAAGACGGAAAAGGCCGUGGCGCAGGAGCACGCGGAGAAUGGCGAGUGCCUGGCAGAGAGCCGGGAGAGCAAGGAGUUCCAGAUUGCAGCGGCUGAGGCCAUGGCAGCUGCCACCCCCACGGCCAAGUCCUCSAGCGGCAAGGACGCCGGGCAGCAGCGGGGCAGCCAGGCCUCACUGCAGGAGGAAGACCCCGAGAGGAUGAAGCACAGAAGGAAACAGAAAACUCCUAAGAAGUUUACGGGGGAGCAGCCAUCCAUCUCAGGGACAUUUGGACUAAAAGGUCUUGUCAAAGCAGAGGACAAAGCAAAAGCCCAUCGAGCCAAGAAGUUGGAGGGAAAUGCCAACAUGGAGGAGCUGAAAAAGAAACCUCCAGGAGUUGGUGUGAAGAAGGAAACAUCUGUGCAUCUACCAGCAGCAAGCCCCGAGGACCAGUGGCAGCGGGAGAUCAGCGAGAAGGGGGAGGUCUCCUGUCCAACCUGCAGUGUUAUAACCAGGAAAACUAUUGUGGGGCUCAAAAAGCACAUGGAUGUCUGCCAGAAAYUGCAGGAUGCCCUGAAGUGUCAGCACUGCAAAAAGCAGUUCAAGUCCAAAGCUGGGCUGAAUUACCACACCAUGGCUGAACACGUCAGCAAGCCUGUUCCUGUGGAAACCGCUGGACUUGGUGAACAGGAAGAGCGGGAAAGGCUGAGGAAAGUGCUAAAGCAGAUGGGAAAACUGAAAUGCCCCAAUGAGGGUUGUGUGGCCAAUUUCUCCAGCCUGAUGGGCUACCAGUACCACCAGAAGCGGUGUGGGAAGCAGCUYGCCGAGGCCGACAAGCCCGUGUUCAGCUGCCCCCACUGCGGCAAGAAGUACAAAUCCAAGGCUGGCCACGACUAUCAUGUGCGGUCAGAACACACGGCCUCGGUGAGCCCCCCGGACGCCUCCGCAGCCCGAGGAGCGGGGCCAUCCCCCCCCGGGGGGGACUGCAGAGCUGCAGAGCCUGUGGGCAGGACAGAGCCGGGCAAGCCUCCAGAGGAGCCAGAGGUGAAGCCGGAGCCUGGUCCUGUAGAGGAUUUUGAGAGAACCCCGAGCGGCCGCAUCCGUCGGACGUCAGCCCAAGUAGCCGUCUUCCACCUCCAGGAGAUAGCAGAGGAUGAGCUCGCCAGGGACUGGACCAAGMGGAGGAUGAAGGAUGACCUGGUGCCUGAAACGAAGCGGCUCAAUUACACCCGACCAGGACUUCCAAAGCUCAAUCCCAGGCUGCUGGAAAGCUGGAAGAAYGAAGUGAAGGAGAAGGGCCGCAUCAACUGUCCCAACAACUGCUGUGAAGCCAUUUACUCAAGUGUCUCGGGGCUGAAAGCUCACCUGGCCAACUGCAACAAGGGGGACCACUCGGUGGGCAAGUACCGCUGCCUCCUGUGCCAGAAGGAGUUCAGCUCCGAGAGCGGUGUCAAAUACCACAUCAUCAAGGCUCACUCGGAGAACUGGUUCCGAACCUCCUCAGAKGCCAGCCGGAAAAAGAAAAACAGGGAACAGCUUUCUUCCAGCAAAGAGGAGAAAAAGAAAAGCACAAACGGGAAGAAAAGGGGGAGAAAACCCAAGGAGAGGCCUCCGGAAAUGUCCCCGAAGGGCAGAGAGAGCGUGGCAGCAAAGACUAAUCACAAGAAAACCCUCGAGCACUGGGAAGGCUCCCGGGGCAGCCCCGAGGGGGAUGAGCUCGUCCCCAAACCCCCGAGCCAGCGGAAGGGAGGAGCCAGCAAGAUGCCCGAGAAAUGAGCAGCUCAGAGACUCGUCUCCGAGGAUUCGUUUACAGCCCAGGGUAACAGGGUGGGGGUCUCUCCCGGUUUUAUGUCCCCUCCUCCCCAUCCCACCUCCCUUUGCCCCACCCUCUUCUCACCCUCUUUUUACAAAAAGAAAGAAAAAAAAAAAAAAAAAGAGACAGAAAAUACCAAUUAACCACUUUAAACAAAUCACGGACCUUGUUUCACACUGGAAAACAAACAGGAUCAAGGAAGCUGGAACGUUCUCCACCCCCUGCCCAUGUACAUACCCCUCGGUGGGGCCCCGCUGCCUCCCCCGGCCCGUGAUUCCCSUCCCUGCGCCAAACUGGUGACGCUUGAGCGAAAGAGAAGUGCAAUAGCAGCGGGGUCCCGUGGGCRGGGACCCUCCCGAGCGGCUCCGUGCCGGGGCGGGGAGCUGCCCACCUGCCCGGCCGCCGCCCAGCUCCAGGGUGAUGUUUCCAAAGAUGUUUGCAGUGUCGGGCGGAGGGUCCAGUGGAGGAUGCUGCGGUGGGGGGAGUUGGGUGCGCUUUGCCUGCGCCGCCGGUCGAGGGGAAGCGCGUUGGGCAGGGAGCGGCUCCGUGCGUGUCAGGGUUUGUCUGCGUGGUGCGAGGCGCAGGAGGGAGCAGGGCACAGGGCUUCAGGAUGUGGGAGGUGUGAGCAGGAGAAGGGGCUGGUCUGGGGCUGGUCAGGUUAGAGGGUUUGAUGGAAAGUUGUGGGAAUGGUGUGGGUGCCGUGGAUAGUGGCAGAGCAGCCAUGGAGGGGUGCAGUGAGGGAGCUGUGCCUCGGUGCUUGGGCUGUGUUUGCCGGGCAUGGAGCGCUGCGAUGACAGAGACAGAUGGCAAUGCCACUGUCAGGGGGAGAUGGCARCUGUCCCCUCGGCCUGAGGGCAUCCAGGGGUGAUUCAGGGUCUCAUUGUGCUCCAUCCCAGUGGUGGUGAUCACUCAGGAGAGAGGAAUGGGGUCUCAGCUCCCCAGCUGUGGUUCCAGGAGGUGUGUGAUAGGGACRGGGGCAGCACUGAGAGACAAUCACAGGUCCUGCUUUAGGAUGAGCCCAGCUGCUGCCCAGACACCUCACACUCCCCUUGUCCUUUUGGGCCGGGACCCACCAUGGGGGGAGUCUGCUCCCAAAGAUGCGUCUGAGCCCCUGGCCACCCCCUCGGGGUGGCAACUCCCUGUGGUGCCACCCCUGCUCGUGCUCUUGCCCCGGGCUUUUCUUUGCUCCUGUGCUGACACCGUCAUCGCACCCCACUCCAACCUGGACCGGGAUGUGUCCGUCUCCAGACAAAACCAGGCUACCUCGGUCCUUGGGAAGCGGGCACGUUUCCUCUCAGUAACAGAACAGAAAACUUUAAAUUCGAUUUUUCCCCUAUGCAGAGCCAGGAAGGGGCAUCAGAGGGGGAGCUUCUGCUUUUGCUUUAAUCAAUUCARACCUCAAUCCUUGCUUUCCUUCACUGCUCCUUGUCGCCCACCAGAGGCUCAGGAUCAUUCCCUGCUCUGAGCAGCAGCUCAAUCAUAAUUAACGUCCUCCACUGGUGGGUUAUUCCAGCCAGAGAGGGGGGACAGUUGUGGCCAAAGCCAGGGUGGCUUCUCAGGGAGCCAGGGUCCCUGCUCUGUCCACAGCUCUGGCACCUGGAUCCACCAUCUGCAUUGCCCAGYGAGCCGGGCACGCGCCUGCAGCUGAGGGAACUGCCUGAGCAUUGCUGGUUGUGCCGGGCCUCGAGGCAAUUAGUGAGAAAGCUUAAUUAGUCACUGCGGCUCAGCCUGGUCKCUGCUUGCACUUCAUCAGAUCUGUGUUUGGAUGGUGUCACUGGGGUAGAUCCUGCCUCCCUGGGGAAYGGGGAGAGCCUUGGGAGCUGUAGGACAGCUUGGAGCAGCUCCCAGGYAGCAGCAGGAAGGGGAGAGCGGGCAGAGCUGUGGGUCUGGCACAGAAAUCUCUGUGGAGGGGCAGAGGGAGGCACUGGAUCCCAAGGUCAUGUCCUACCAUUGAGGAAAGCUCCCAGGAAAGCUCCGUGCCCUGGCCUAGGGAGGGCAGAUCUGGGUAGCCCGGGCUGCUGGCUUGGAUGGUCACCAYACAAUCUGCACUGUCUGCUCUUGGGCAUGGCCUGGGACUCCAUUCUCAUUAACGUGCAAUUAAUUGGCUUGUCACUGAUUAAAUUGCCAGGCAGCACUGUGCUCCAUGGUGGGGGGAGCCCUGGAAUCUGCUCAGGGUUGGGGAGACACGGGAAAGGACCGGCUCAGGGGGCCAUCAUGGGGUCCAGAUCAAAACCCACUCAGCUUCCAUAAAUGAGAGUGUCRGUCAGGAGCAGGGACAGGAGCAGCRGCCUCACAGAGUGACAGCAGCCUGGAGGGGACCCCAGGGACCAUCGRGGGUCUCAGGGCAGGCAGGGGGAGCAGCAAUCAUGAUGCUGGCACUGUCCCUGUCACCCUCAGAGCCCUCAGUGAGGGCAGCACKGUGGUCAGGUGUGAAUGUCUACGAGAAGGUGAAAUUGUCAGGGAUUUUUUCUGUCCUAAAGAAGUGUUUUCCCUGCUAGUCAUCACUCAGAGGGUAUCAUGUUCCCCUCACCUUCUCCAUCAGACACCCUUUACCCUCCUGCUUGUCCAGGGAAGGUUCCAGAGCAGUGCUGGGGUCACGAGCAGCUGCCAGUGCCAUGACAGGUGAGGGCAGGGCCAAGUGACACCACAGUGGCAUUGCUGGGGGCCAGGAGAUUGUGCCCCUUCCGGUGCUUCCAGCGAGGCAGCGCCAGAAAGGAAACCACCUCAAUCCAGAGGGACAGGCAGAGGCUGCGGGACCAGAUGGGGGACGAGCUGUCCUGUCCCUUUCCAUCCCCUUACCCAUGUGAUUUGGGGAUUUUGUCACCCUGGGCACAGUGUCACUGUGGUCCCGCACCUCCACCGUUGGGGAAACCCACCAUSCCAUCACCUGUGUCCCCAAGGAAAGGGCUAAAGCUGCAUGGGAGCAGGGAUGGACUGCAACCCUGUGGGAAGACCUCAUGGAAAACUUGGAUUGUGGGRGGCUGCCGUGGUGGGGGAACCCUCGGCACUGACCCCGCUGUGCCACACCAGCUCCGGCCACAGUGGACAGAGCUGUCCGGGCCUAGAGCAUCUCUCUUCCCCAGGAACCUUGGGAGCAUUUUGUUCUUUUCUUUCUCUCCUCGUGACACCCAUCCCAUGGCAUAUCCGAAUGUUUCUCGUCGAUGCCAGUUAUUAGUGCAUAAGUGUAUUUUGGGGAAAAAAAUUAAAACAGGAAAAAGAAAAAAAAAGGAAAAAAAAAAGAAUUUUCAAUUUAUCACUUGUAACCAUAUAUAUAAAUAUAUAAAUAUAUAUAUUAAAAAGUGUUUAUUUGCAAAAAAUAAAAUUGUUUUAACGGUAAACUAUCUUAUAAUAAACUCCCGAUUUGUGAUGAUCUGUUCUUUUGUUAAUCAAUGACAAAUCCUCAGUUGGAGAGUACUGUCCGAGCAGCUCCGAGCAGCGCCCAGGCGCUCCCUGUACUGUAUGUAUGAAACAGCUGUAUCGAAUAAAUGGUUAUUGAUUUUUUAUUA